Chinchilla lanigera (long-tailed chinchilla) is the source of this 845-nucleotide messenger RNA. RefSeq names its product FCF1 rRNA-processing protein (gene Fcf1). The transcript is spliced from 8 exons. The record is from RefSeq and is a predicted model, not a curated record. Lineage: Eukaryota; Metazoa; Chordata; Mammalia; Rodentia; Chinchillidae. Gene Ontology annotation, cellular component: small-subunit processome; nucleolus. The coding region runs from base 90 to 686 and encodes 198 amino acids.
CAUCGUUUGUCGGAGGCAGGUGCGGAUGACGUCAAAGUGUCGCGCUCUGCUCUGGGUGAUUCCGGAAGAAACCGGAGCGCGGCGCGAAGAUGGGGAAACAAAAGAAAGCGAGAAAAUACGCGACCAUGAAACGGAUGCUUAGUCUCAGAGAUGAGCGACUCAAAGAAAAGGAUAGAUCAAAACCUAAAAAGAAAGAAAAGAAAGAUCCCAGUGCUCUAAAGGAAAGAGAAGUCCCCCAGCAUCCUUCCUGCUUAUUCUUCCAAUAUAAUACACAGCUGGGCCCACCUUAUCAUAUCCUGGUUGACACCAACUUUAUCAACUUUUCCAUCAAAGCCAAAUUGGACUUAGUGCAGUCGAUGAUGGACUGUCUGUAUGCCAAGUGUAUCCCUUGUAUAACUGAUUGUGUAAUGGCUGAAAUUGAGAAACUGGGACAGAAGUACCGCGUGGCUCUAAGGAUUGCCAAGGAUCCACGAUUUGAACGAUUACCUUGCACACAUAAAGGGACCUACGCAGAUGAUUGCUUAGUGCAGAGAGUAACUCAGCACAAGUGUUAUAUUGUGGCCACGGUUGACCGGGACCUUAAACGGAGAAUCCGGAAGAUCCCUGGAGUUCCUAUCAUGUACAUUUCUAACCACAGAUACAACAUCGAGCGGAUGCCAGAUGAUUAUGGAGCCCCUCGGUUCUAAUUUUUACAAGACAAAGUUCGUCCGCCUCCCUCUGACCAACUUUCUGUCUUCAGUUCAUUCAACAUGCUAUAGAAUGCAUUACUACUCACCCAUUUGCUGUUGUUACCAGCUGAGUAUGGUUAAAUACAUUCACUUUGUGAUGCUUUUUGAAAAUGGUAA